This is a messenger RNA of Brugia pahangi, 240 nucleotides long. The record is from the annotation of a GenBank genome assembly. Lineage: Eukaryota; Metazoa; Nematoda; Chromadorea; Rhabditida; Onchocercidae.
AUGAGGCAUAGAUGGUUAAACGUUUUGUCCGUGGUAAGUGCAGCACAGUACUAUAACAUCCCGAUUACAGAAUUGUUUUGCUUUGUUCUCGAUUAUGAGGAGGAACAUAAAUAUGUUGAAUGGUACAGAAACCGAAGCGUACAAGAUACUGGUCGCUUAUGCAAAGCGAAGCAUCGGAAAGCAUUUUUAACAGGUUAUCAAGGUGUAGGCACAUUUUUGCAAUGCCUUUCAUCUUACUGA